AUGUCAGACGAAGAGAUUAGGAAACAAGAAGAAGAGCUUAAAAGAUUACAAGAAGAAAUGGACAAAGAGGAUGCUGAGAUGAGACAAAUGGAAGAAGAAAUACGUCAACAAGAAGAGGCGAUUCGAAUAGAAGAAGAAAGGCUUCAAAAAGAAAUUGAAGAAGAAGAACGAAAAGCCCAAGAAGAAGAUGAAAGGUUAAAAGAAGAAGAGGAGAGAGUUAG
Entamoeba nuttalli P19 is the source of this 221-nucleotide messenger RNA. RefSeq lists its product as hypothetical. NCBI's taxonomy places the organism in Eukaryota, Evosea, Mastigamoebida, Endamoebidae. The annotation marks the transcript as partial. The record is from RefSeq and is a predicted model, not a curated record. The transcript has a single exon.